Chilo suppressalis (striped riceborer) is the source of this 3181-nucleotide messenger RNA. The record is from the annotation of a GenBank genome assembly. NCBI's taxonomy places the organism in Eukaryota, Metazoa, Arthropoda, Insecta, Lepidoptera, Crambidae.
ACUGUUGUCAAAUUUAAGUUUAGAUAAGGAGAAUCAUGCCAGUAUCGACACCAGUAUCUAUUGAAGUACUUAAAGUAGAUAUGAAUAUGAUAAUUUCAUGAUAAACAGUUAUCGUUAUCAAACAGUUGUAAUUAAACUCAUUUGAUUUCUUUCAAGUAAAAAGUUUCAGUGACAUAUUUUACUCCGAAUUAUCAAUAAUGAUUCUUUAUUUAGUUUUAGCUACUUUAUUUAGUAAUCAAUAUGUAGCUGGUCAAUUUGGUCCAUAUGAACAAGACUUUGGAUACGUGACGGUGCGAGAAGGAGCUCACAUGUUCUACUGGCUGUUCUACACCACUGCCCCAGUUGCUCACUACACAGAAAGGCCAUUGAUCGUAUGGCUACAAGGCGGGCCUGGCGGCUCAUCCACUGGCCACGGCAAUUUCGUGAUGCUUGGCCCAAUGGACCUAGCAUUACAAGAGAGAAAUCAUACAUGGAUUAAAAAUUUCAACGUGAUAUUCUUGGACAACCCUGUGGGCACAGGAUUUAGCUACGUUGACGAUCUCAGACUAUUGACCACCACUAACGAUCAAAUUGCCUUAGAUUUUGUCAAUUUGAUGAGGGGAUUCUACGAAAAACACCCAGAGUUUGAAAGUGUCCCUUUCUAUAUUUAUGGACAAUCAUAUGGCGGAAAGAUGGCUGUAGAUAUGGCUAUUCGAAUGGUGGAAGCACAAAGAGAUAACACUAUCCGAUCGGACUUUCGUGGGUUUGCGAUGGGCAAUGCAUGGAUAUCUCCAGUGGAUGCCACCCUUACUUGGGCACCUUUACUCCUAGCCGCUGGGCUGGUGGAUGACGCAGGCCACGAUGCAAUUCUGGCCGGCGCUAGAGAAGCAGAACGGUUAUUUAAUGCAGGCAUGUACGUGCAAUCGACAAAUCAGUGGCGUCAAACGCAGUGGACUGUCUUCCAACGGACGACCAACGUCGAUUUCUACAAUAUUUUAACUAAAAUGCCCGUCUCUGGAACAAGGACCAGAAAGACACCUUACGAACUUUCUAGAGAUAUGCUGAUACAUAAUAUACCUUAUAUGUCGGAUAAUACAAGAGAAGUAGUAGAUCUAAAUACUUUGAUGAAUACUCAAGUGAAAAACGCUCUACAUAUUCCUGAUCACGUCAUCUGGGGUCAACAAUCAAACGCAGUAUUUAACACUUUGAGUGAAGAUUUCAUGAAACCAGUAACUGAUGGAAUUGAAAAGAUUUUAAACGAAACUGAAUUAAUUGUUACAAAAUAUAAUGGCAAUUUGGAUCUCAUAUGUGAUACUCCAGGUCAAAUUUUAUGGGUUGACCGCCUGAAAUGGGAAGGGGCAGAAGCUUACAAGAACGCGACCCGCCAUCCUAUCUGGGUAGACAACAAACUAGAAGGUUAUUAUAAGGCUCAAGGGAAUUUCAGAUUCUUCUGGAUUAAUUACGCCGGCCACAGUGUACCCGUUGACAAUCCAGCUGGAACAAGCGCUUUCCUGCGAGACAUGACCUCAUUUGGAUAAACAAAUAAUGUUAAUAAAAUCUGACAUUAUUUGUAUUGUUAAAUUGGUCAUCUGUCGUAUUUGUUAUAAUAAUAUAUCAUACUGGCAACACUGUACUAAUCUGAGACCGACUAUUCUUAAUUAAAAUUUCAUCUAUUGUAAAAUGUAAGUGUGAUAAUUAUUGGUGAUUGUAUAAUCUUCGAAAAUAAAACAAGUGACUAUAACAAUAACAAAAGUUUUUAUUUUGAUACUAGCUAUGAUAGCCGGCUUCGCUCGGGAGUUGAUAUGAGAUUACGUGGUAGUUGAAAUAAAAUAUGUAUGUAAAGUAAAAAAAAUAUUGAAAACAAUUUUUCAUUAUUUACACUACUUGUUUAUAAACAACAUUUUUCAUUUUAUUGUCCGGGGUAUAUAUAUAUAAUUUUUUCGAAUUUCCUACUCUUGAGCAAGCUACUUAUAGUUGACCGUGAGAGAGAGAUGCAGGAUUCUUUGAGGUUGAUGCCACAAUAUUUUAAAGUUUGCCCUUGCGCUUUGUUAAUUGUAAAACCAAAGGCUAAUUUAAUUGGAAACUUCAAUCUUUUAAAUUGAAAUGGCAAUUCAGAAGAGAUUAGUGGUAUUAUGGGUAUAAAUACUGUGUUUCCUUUGUUCUUUCCAGAAAUAAGUUCAGCUACAAUGAUAUUAUUUGAGAGCUGUUUUACGAUCAUCCUCGUUCCAUUACAUAGUUUUAGGGAGUUGAGAUUUCUGAGUGGUAUGAUUGGAGAUCCAAUUUUCAGACGAAGGCAGUGUAAUGGCAUUCCUGGUAAUUGUAAACAGUUAAGAAAUUCAGUAGGGAAGUUGACACUUUCUUCAAUGGAUACCAUCGUAUCGAUCGAUUUAUAUAUUUUCUCUUCACCAGGUAUUUUCUUUUGCAUAUUAAAAUUGAAUUAAAUUGAUAUCGUCAAUAAUAUUAUUUUUGUGGCCAAAAUUGCUCUUUGAAGUAACCACUCUACGUUUGUAUAGUUCUGAAUAAUAUUUGGAUAAAUUUUGUCGAUUAGUUCGUUUUCAGUAGUGGCUAUGUUACAAAAAUCACUAUUGAGUUCAAUGAGGCCGGUCGUUUGGUCAGUAGGAUAUGUACCUUUGCCUAUUUGUAAAAGUAUUUUAGCAAAAUGUUGUUCAUUCUGGUUCGUUGAUUUUGUAAAUGUGCUUCGUGCUCGUCUUCCGUUUCAUUUCUUCGAUAUUCUUUUUGUUUCCGUCGUUUCGCUGCAGAACUACUAGAUACUUCCAAAUAAAGGCUCACAGAUAACUUCUUUCUUUUUCGUUUCGAAAUCGCUUGUUUCGCUGUACAAAUCGAACUAACUCUGGCGGGCGACACCGGGCUCUUAUAUAUUCAGAGAGCUAGGCUCCAGGAUAUUCGAGAAAGUUUUCUUUCUCACACCUUCUUGAAGUUCAAAUACUCGACAACAGAUGGCGCCACUACACUUAAUUUCCAAGUUGAAGGAUUGGAAAAGCCUUAAUAUCUUUAAGACACGCCCUUUAGGUUAAAACGGGAACUUUCUUGUUCGAGGGGGGAAGGGCUAUCUCACUAUAUAAGUCCCUAUAUCGUGCCGGGACUAAUUUUUAAGUUUUAUCGGCACGCACAUUUUAUCAAUUUAGUUUUAUUAUAUAAUAUAGAUGAUUUUCUCAAUUUAAAAUUAAAUUUAACAUCUGUC